AUGGUGAAGAAGAAGAAGAGCCGCCGGAGGAGGAAGAAGAAGAAGGAGGAAGGAGGCGGGAGGGGUCGGCUUUAUACCAGGAGACAGACCCCUCCUCACCGUACAGCGCCCCGCCUCCUUCCCGCUGGGCCUGGAGGAGGAGGAGGAGGAGGAGGAGGAGGAGGAGGAGUCUGGUGUGGAGGAAAUAUAGUGAACAGAUCAGUUUCAAGUGAGAACAGGCGACACACUCGACCGACCUCAUACACAAAAAUGCUGUCAGACCUGUCACACAGUCACAUGACCCGCUCUGAUUGGAAGCUGCUCCGCUAUUGGCCGACAGCGUGA
This is a messenger RNA of Thunnus maccoyii (southern bluefin tuna), 324 nucleotides long. Its product is annotated as putative ATP-dependent RNA helicase DHX57. The coding region runs from base 1 to 324 and encodes 107 amino acids. NCBI's taxonomy places the organism in Eukaryota, Metazoa, Chordata, Actinopteri, Scombriformes, Scombridae. The transcript is spliced from 2 exons. The record is from RefSeq and is a predicted model, not a curated record.